UCGCCCGAUCCUCCUGCUGAACAUGAACAGGUUUGCAGGUCACUGACCCCGCAGCGCCCCCUGCAGGCUCCUCACCUGAUGGCUGGGAUGGACUGGAUGGAGCCCGGAAACAGGAAGUGAUGCAGUUUAUCCAGCAGAGGGCGGCGCGCUCACACAAACUACCGCUUACCGUUUGUAAAAUGACCCAGUCACAAAUUAACUAAAUUAAAUUGAUCAUUUAAUCUGCUGUGAGAUGAAAACAUGAGGAAGGGUUAUUAAUUAAUUGAUUUGGCUUAAAACCAAAUACUUAAAUAUUUAACUUAAAGAUAAAUAUUUAACUUGCUAAUAAACAAUUUAGUUAGAUAGUUAACUCGUUAGGUUGCUAAUGUUUAGCUCUGAGCUAGCUGAAUAUUUAGCUCAUAAACUAAAUAACUGAAUAACAUGGUGAAAAUAUGACUUUGAAAAUGAAACUUGUGCUUUUCACUGAUAGAUUAAAUUAUCUAAAUUAUUGCAGCUAAUUUUUGACUGUUAACUUUACAAACUACUUUACAGUUUGUACCCAUCAAGCUCACUAAUUGCUCCUAAAUCUAUCACAAAACAGAAAUGUGACAUAUAUAAAUGUCCUAGAUGAAUAACAAAUAACCGGAGAGGGUUAUUAUGUUUUCAGCUAGCUAGCUAGCUAGCGAGGUUGUCCAGUUCCGGUUCUCUAAUUCAGGGGAGACAAACUUCCACGCUACACUUUCUAAAGGCGAUUCUAGAAACUUUAGUUAUUAGCAGUUAAUAAAAACCAGCAGCGCAGCUCUGCUUUAGUCUAACCUGAACUUUAACCUGCAAGCUGGUGUUGGAAUAAAACCAUGUUAACUGGUUUAACUGGGAAUGGAACGAUGUGUGUCCCAAACUGCAAACAAAAUAAAUAGAAAAAAAAAAUCCUAAUAAGGUCAUAAACAUGACCGCGGACUUAUGGUUCAGAAAUAAAUCCCCAAUACUGGGUCGAUUCUGUAGGGAAACCCAGUGGGUCAGAACCAGGUCAAAGGCAAUGCUACUGAAUACAUGGAUAACAUAACAAUGAAUUAUUCUGAUGUUUAUGAAAGAGAAAUAAUUUUAUUCCCGAACAGAACCAGAAGAACGUUCUCUGACUGUCGGAAUUUAAGGAUCAACGGUUCAGAAGCGAAGCGAACCGAACAGACUUGACCUAGACGGUUCGGAACCGAACCGAGCGGUUCUGGUCUCAAACUGAUCAUCAAAACUUUAGAGAUUAAAUCAAAUGGGAUCUAAAAUAGGAGAUUUAAAAUAAAAACUCUGGACCACCGGUGGGAAACGGAGACAGUUGGACUCCUGCACGUUCAUAUCCAACAUGGAGGGACCGGAGGACCGGAGUCCCCGAUUUCCUCCGCGGCCUCCGGGCAUCCAGAGCCAGCGGAGGGCCUCCAGAGGGCGGCCCAGGAGCGGCGGGGCUCCGGGAGGAGAGAGCCGUCCAGGUGGAGCUUGAAAACACCGGGGCUCCGCCCACUGGGGGGGGGAAGGGCGGGGCUAUCAGUGGAAUGUGGAACAAAGACCGAGAAACACAGUAAGAGGUCUCACUCUGCUGGUUUUUCUCAGGAACGUUUGAUUUAAUCCCGAGUUUAAGGAUCUACAUUCUUAGUAACUCAAAGAAAAGAUGGUUAAUGAGCUGAACUUAUGGAGCGAUUUCCAAUCAUUAUAACCAACAAAAUGCUUUUACACUUUGGGUGUUUAGCAGCAGGUGAAGAGUCCAUGUUGGGCAUCAUUAUAUAUGAUCAAAUCUACAACUUUCUACUACAAUCUACUACAUCUUUUGUGGAAAGGACACAGAAACAAUAAAUUGUGUUUUCUACACAGCUAAAAGGAAAAAAUUCCCAUCAACUUUCUUUGGAAUAAGGUGGAUCAAACCAAACAUUAAACUUCCUGAAUCUUUCUAGAGGUAUAAUAACAUUUGGUUAUUAUAGAAAAAUAAAACAGUUGUAAUUUUACAAUCUAACAUUUUGUCUGGUGAAAUUCUUUAUUCAGACUCAGAAGCGCUCAUCCUCAGUCUUUAACAUCUCUUAUCUGAAUCCCAGUUUUAUUUUAAAUCUCUAAAAUAUAUUAAAACAUGUGAAGAGCUGUGAAAUAUUAAUCUAAUCAUCCAUUAAUGCCUGUUAAUUCUAAAACAUGAACUUCCUUGUUUUUGGUGUUUUUAGUUUUACUUCAUGUUCAUUAAAUGACAUAGACUGUUAUUUAUAGAUUUGCACAUUGCCAUGCUAGUUUGGAAAUGUUUUGGUAAAUAAAGUUUAAAAAAAUAAAAAGUGGGAUCAAAUCCUGGGUGUAAAGGAGAUGUUGAUGAGGUCAGAGGUCAAACCGGGUUAGAACCCGACCGAAACCGCAGCUGGAAGUCAUCUGACCGCAGGGAUCAAACCAAAACUGCAGACUGGACCCAAACGGUUCCGCCGGUCCAAAAGCUCGGAGGGAUUCAUCUCCUCUCAGAGCAGCUGUGACUCUGUGCGUCAUGACGUCAGCGACAGAGCGUCAGCUGCCCUGCUUCUGGCGUGCAGCGUUCAGAAUAAAGCGCCUCUCUGUCAGCUGUUCUGGGUCUCGGGUCCGGACGAACUUCCAGGGGUUCCGAGUCCAGUCAGGAUGUCGACGACGUCUCAGAAACACCGCAACUUUGUAUCGGAGCCGAUGGCGGACAAACCGGUCACGGCGCUGGCCGGGAUCGGAGACAGACUGGGCCACAGCCUGAUGGAGCAGGGCUACGAUAAGGCCUACGUGGUUCUGGGUCAGUUCCUGCUGCUGAGGAAAGACACGGAGCUGUUCUGCUAUUGGCUGAAGGACGUCACGGCAGCCAAUAGCAAGCAGGCUGAUGACUGCGCCCAGUGCCUGAAGGAGUGGUGCGACGCCUUCCUGUGAGGACGCCCCGCCCCUCCAGAGGCCCCGCCCCUCCAGAGGCCCCGCCCCUCCAGUUCCCACCCUGCGUUGCUGUUCUGAGCUGCCAGAUUUUCUCCUCUUUAUUCUGUAAAAGUUUGUCAUUAAAUCUUUUUGCCCAGA
Messenger RNA from Xiphophorus maculatus (southern platyfish), 3018 nucleotides. Its product is annotated as barrier-to-autointegration factor A-like. The transcript has 3 exons. The record is from RefSeq and is a predicted model, not a curated record. Gene Ontology annotation, molecular function: DNA binding. The coding region runs from base 2608 to 2880 and encodes 90 amino acids. NCBI's taxonomy places the organism in Eukaryota, Metazoa, Chordata, Actinopteri, Cyprinodontiformes, Poeciliidae.